CAGAUUGAUUUUGGUCAAAAUCAUUCUUAAUGCUGGCUUUGCCUUUUCACUGAAAACAAUCUCACACUCAGCUCACAGUGAUGCGAUCAAAGAGGACUUUUAUUUUGAAAAGGUAACAGUGCUGAUUUUGCAACCCGUUCAGAGUUGGAGGCAAAGAUCACCCAUAAGCCGCAACACUGUGUGAGAAUUUAGACGAGCUUAGCUUCAAGCUGAUCUGUCAUGUCGUUAUAACAAUGAGGUGACGCAUUCAGAUGGUAAGCACUGUGGUCUUUAAUUGAGAAGCUCCGCCGUGCUCCACCUAGGGACAAUCUGCGUGUGAAAUUUCUGUUUUUGUAAACACUUAAAUUGUUCAACAUAAUUGAACUGAAAUAAAUCGUUUUACUAUGAAAGUAAAACACACUUAAUCAAGAGUUACUUGACUUGAAGUCUAAAAGGAUUAUCUGCCUACCUUGAAAUGUCUAACAGACUGGAGGAAUGUUCACUUUUCAACUACAUUUUCACUUCUUCAUUUAUUAACUACCAAACAGCCGGUCAUGGUGCAGUUUGCACAUGAGCCGCUGUAAAAGCACUGCUGUGUAUAACCUUUGUAAGGGCACUAAGAAGCAACUCGCCUUGCAGAUUGUGAAGUCAUGUUAUUUUUGGAGUUCAUAGCUGGGAGCAUUUCAGGUGCAGCGGGAAUUGCGUUUGGACAUCCGUUGGACACAGUGAAGGUGCGUCUGCAAGCAAAGUCUGUGUAUAAAGGCAUAUUUGACUGUGUGGCUAAAACAUACUCGAACGAAGGACUCCGCGGAUUCUUCAAGGGCAUGUCCUUUCCGGUUCUGACCACUGGCCUCGCCAACUCCGUUGUCUUUGGCUCAUACAGUAAUGCUUUAAAUUACAUCUCUCAGUCUGAUUACGAUCUCCCCAGCCGCUGCAAACAAGCCUCAUCAGCACAAGUCUUCACUGCGGGCUGCUUAUCUGGCAUCGUGCAGGUGCUGGUUUGUGCCCCAAUUGAUCUGGUGAAGGUGCGUCUGCAGGGUCAAACAGCUGCCGAGCGGUACCGUGGACCCAUACACUGUGUAGCCGUCAUACUGCAGGAGGAAGGUGUCAGGGGUCUGUACAGAGGAGGGGUGGCUUUGGCUCUGAGGGACGUACCCUGCUAUGGACUCUAUUUCCUCCCUUAUGAGGUCAUUCGUAAGGCCCUGACUGAGACCGGAGAAGAGCCAGGUACCUUUGCCAUACUGAUGGCAGGGGGCGUGGCAGGUGUGGUGACCUGGGCCUGUGCCACGCCCAUGGACGUUGUAAAAGCUCGGCUCCAGAUGUCUGGAGCUGGCGGUCGGCAGUACAGCGGGGUCCUGCACUGCAUAAGCGUGAGCUUGAAGGAGGAAGGAGUCAGGGUGUUCUUCAAAGGUCUUCUACUGAACAGUGUCAGGGCAUUCCCUGUCAACGCCAUCACCUUCCUAGCCUACGAGAGCCUGCUGAAGAUCCUCUGUGCGCCAGGGAAUCAGAAGCCCUCUCUACAAUCACACAUCUACCACAAAGAUGCCAGUUCUCUACUCUCCCAGCAGGUUUAGACCACUCCUAAUCCCAGAAAUAUGUUAAAUCCAGGUAGUGUUGUUUUUUUACCUUACCGUUUCUUUUUAAAAGCUUUAUUGUAAGCUAUAAACGUGUAAGAUAUGAAUUAACGUGUCAAACUACGUAGUUUUGACUUCGAAAGCUGAUAAGAUUUGAUUUGAAACAUGUCAGCAAUAUGAAACCUGUUUUUAUGAACUUCCACGAAUUGUUUACAGCCACUUUGUUCUGUGCCUGUAUUGUUUAUUUUGAUUCUCUAAACUGACAAAGAAGUGUUUUCAAAAAAUAACAAAACAAGCUACUGCAGAUAUAGGGUCUGGUUGUUGAAAUGUUUCGAGUGUUUCACAUCAAAAAUGAAGAUCUCUGCAAAAAGAAGAAAUGGAGGGUUUAUAUGAUGAGGAAAUUCCUCUCUUAAAACUCACCCAAACCUGCAGCGCCUUGUAAAAGUAUUCAUACCCCUUGAACUUUUGUUUCAUUUUGUCACACCAAGGCUGCAGACUUUGAUGUGUUUUUGUUAAUAGCUUAUAUAAUAAACACGAAGUAGUGCAUAAUAAAGUG
Messenger RNA from Fundulus heteroclitus (mummichog), 2109 nucleotides. Its product is annotated as solute carrier family 25 member 45. Gene Ontology annotation, cellular component: mitochondrion. Gene Ontology annotation, biological process: transmembrane transport. Lineage: Eukaryota; Metazoa; Chordata; Actinopteri; Cyprinodontiformes; Fundulidae. The transcript is spliced from 7 exons. The record is from RefSeq and is a predicted model, not a curated record. Gene Ontology annotation, molecular function: transmembrane transporter activity. The coding region runs from base 630 to 1553 and encodes 307 amino acids.